This is a messenger RNA of Stylophora pistillata, 1544 nucleotides long. Its product is annotated as STAGA complex 65 subunit gamma. Gene Ontology annotation, cellular component: SAGA complex. NCBI's taxonomy places the organism in Eukaryota, Metazoa, Cnidaria, Anthozoa, Scleractinia, Pocilloporidae. Gene Ontology annotation, molecular function: transcription coactivator activity; protein heterodimerization activity. The record is from RefSeq and is a predicted model, not a curated record.
UAAUACAUCACAAUAAUCAAUAUGGCGGCAACAUCGACCUAUGUUGAACAUUGGGGUGAACUUGAUUCUCCUUUGCCAAAAACACCCGGCCUACAUGUUGAAACAACGGAGCCCAAAGCAGCAGAUUACGAAAUACCUAGACUGCAUCAGCCGUCUUCGGAACACUUUCCACCGAAAGACGAAUUGCCGGUGAAGUUUAUGGCGUCUGUUAAACCGCCGCUUGAUAAACACUCACAGAACCUAACACUGCACUGUAUUGAACUACAACAUCACAAAAGACGAAUGCGUCUGAUGUUGAUGGCAGCCCAACAUCAACAUGGAGAAGGAAUGAAAUCAGAUGGUGCAGAAGCUCCUUCUCUACCUGCUCAUCCACCAAGAUCAAAGCGAUUCUGCUCCAGUCAUGGAAUUGUCACCCCACCUACACAAACAACCAUCCUCUCACGAGCCCAGGAAACUGUAGACCCUCAUGAACCCCAUUCUACCCUUACAUGCGCAGAGCUAGACAGUGCCUCCAACAGACACUUGUUGAUGAAGUCAGUAGCUACCCUAUGUGCAUUGGCAGGAUUUGAUAUGGCCAGUGAAUCUUCUCUGGAAAUACUAACAGACAUCCUUGAUGACUUUAACACCAAGCUCUGCCGUCUUUUGAGAAUGAGUGUUGAUAACAAUGCAUUAAGUGGGAGGACAGGUUUUCCAGAUGCUAUGGAGUAUGCUCUGCAUGAGAUUGGGCUUGGUGGAUGUGCAGCUAUCCAUAAGUACUGGGUGCAAGGAAUACAAGACUAUGCUGUAAAACUAGAUCAAGAGGAUUUGGAGAUGAUACAGGAAUACAAAGCUUUGAUUGAUCCAUCAGCAAGGAAAUCUGCAAAAACUUCUGAUGAAGGAGGAAACUCUCAAGGGUCCAUAGUCAAAGAUGAAGUUGAACUUAAAGGGAACGGAGUAUCAUGUAAAACAUCUGUUGGGACAGACACAUCGGAUCAGGGUCCAGAGUUAUCGCUUUUAAGUCCCUACGGAAUGGUUUCGAAUGGAAGUAAUACCGGAGAAGGAAAUAGUGACCCUACCUCACCCCAGUGGGGAAUGUCAUAUAUCAAGACUGAAGGUGAAGAAGAUGAGGCAUACGAAGACCCAAUGAAUGUUGUCCCAAAAACGCCACAGUCAUAGUGGACAAACAAAAAGGUGUCAAAAGCAGAGGUCUCUCUCAAAGACACUGAAACCAUGAGCAUGGCAUUUGAACCGGUCUCGUUUAAAAACGAUAAAUGGCAAGUCAUCGUCUUCGCAAGUGUUUCAGAGCUCAUUAAAUUCUGUAUCAUUGAAAAACAGAUUCGUCCAUUUCAAUCUGCGGCAAGGGAAAUGAGUGAGGGAACCAUAUUGUUGCUUUGUAGACUCCACAACGUCCAUGGUCCUGGCGCUAUUUUUUGAUUGGGCCAUUCGUUAAGAGUUCUUAGGCUUGGAUAUACCCAAGAACUACAAUCAGAAUAGGAAUAUUACGAACACUACGUAUAAGAUAACCAAAACAAUUAAUGAAAAUGAAUAAACCAUUUUUCCUAAUA